This is a messenger RNA of Limanda limanda (common dab), 2160 nucleotides long. RefSeq names its product angiopoietin-like 2b (gene angptl2b). The record is from RefSeq and is a predicted model, not a curated record. The coding region runs from base 294 to 1823 and encodes 509 amino acids. The transcript is spliced from 5 exons. Lineage: Eukaryota; Metazoa; Chordata; Actinopteri; Pleuronectiformes; Pleuronectidae.
UGAAGAGUUGCCAGCAAGUUAAGCUUCUGUUGGGCAGAUGACGGUCUUUUAAUAAUAGUCUUCACAGGUAAGCUACCUCUUCACUAGUGGAAUGAACUGAGGUGACAAAGAGUGAGUAGCUAGACAGAAGAGCACAGAGAACUUUGAGAAAAGGACACAGGCAUGCAGCUUUUACACUUGGGAUGACUCUCAACCAGGAGAAGCUUCAAUCAUCUCAGGCAGGAGGACAAGGAAACUGAGGGAGCUUCAUCAGUAUUCAACUGUUAACUCGCUUUGGCGAUUUGGACACACUCAUGGAGACCCCUUCAAUGGUCCUGCUGGGGCUCCUUAUUUAUGGACUAGCCGGUGGUGUUCAACAGACUCUGGGGAGUCCCUCCGACAAAAGCCGUGACAGGACCCAAGAAUUUGAGAGCAGUGAAGAUGGUUUUGAGAGAGAGUUUCUCUAUGCCGGGAGAAGCAAACGUGCUCCAGCUGACCAGCAACAGGACAAAUGCUCCUACACUUUUAUAGUGCCACAGCAAAAAGUGACUGGAGCCAUCUGUGUCAACUCCAAGGAGCCAGAGGCUAUGCUGGAGAAUCGGGUCAACAAACAGGAGUUAGAGCUGCUAAAUGUGGAGCUACAGAAACAAAAGAGGCAGAUUGAGACCUUGCAACAAUUGGUGGAGGUGGACGGGGGUAUUGUCAAUGAGGUCAAGCUUCUGAGGAAGGAGAGCCGAAACAUGAACUCUAGAGUCACUCAGCUGUACAUGCAGCUGCUCCAUGAGAUCAUCAGAAAGAGAGACAAUGCCCUGGAAUUGGCCCAGAUGGAGAACAAGAUCUUGAACCAAACCUCUGAGAUGCAGCAUCUCACCAGUCGAUACAAAGAUCUCGAGCACAAGUACCAGCACUUAGCUUCUUUGGCCACUAACCAAUCAUCUCUGAUUGUCCUGUUGGAGGAGCAUUGCCAGAGUCGCCCUACCCCUCGUCAUGUGCCCAUCCCCCAGCCACGGCCUCAGCCCCCUCCACCAUCCCAGCCCGUUAACAAGCCUUACCAGCCACCUGUCCUUCCACGAAUCACCAAACCAAUCAGCAAUGAGAUCCAGAGUGACCAAAAGUCACCGCCUCUUCCAACAAUGCCCGCUGGCACACACAGCCCCUCCACCACUGACAAACCCUCUGGUCCAUUCAAGGAUUGUGCGCAGGCUCUGGAAGAUGGCCACACUGCCAGCGGCAUGUGCCUGGUAAAGCCAGAGAAUGCCAACCGGCUUAUGCAGGUGUGGUGUGACCAGAGACAUGACCCAGGUGGCUGGACUGUGAUCCAGAAGAGAGUGGACGGCUCUGUCAAUUUCUUCAGGAACUGGGAGACAUACAAGCAAGGUUUUGGCAAUAUUGACGGCGAGUACUGGCUUGGUCUGGAGAACAUCUACUGGCUGACGAACCAGGCGAACUACAAACUGCUGGUCACGCUGGAGGACUGGUCUGGCAGGAAGGUGUUCGCGGAGUAUGCCAGCUUCAGAGUGGAGCCUGAAGCCGACUUUUACAAGCUACGGGUGGGCCGUUACCAUGGCAAUGCUGGAGACUCCCUUACCUGGCAUAACGGCAAACAGUUCACAACACUAGACAGAGACCAUGACGCAUAUACAGGCAACUGUGCCCACUACCAGAAGGGAGGAUGGUGGUACAACUCUUGUGCCCAUUCGAAUUUGAAUGGAGUUUGGUACAGGGGAGGACACUACCGCAGCCGCUACCAAGACGGAGUCUACUGGGCUGAGUUCAGAGGAGGGGCCUACUCAUUAAAGAAAGUGGUCAUGAUGAUCCGUCCAAACCCAAAUACCUUCCACUAGGCAUCCAUGGAAAAGACACUGUACUGUAAAGAAAACAAUCACAUCUCCUAACAUCCAUGCAAACUGUAUCUUUUGUCUAAUGGAGUGGCACCAGUCUAAGCCGAGUACAAAGAAUGAUAACGUGGAAAGUACAAUAUCAAAUUGUCAGGCUGAUAAACUGGUCCCUCAAGACAAUUGAUCAAAUGUGUGUACUGUUAUUCAGGUGUCUCUACAACUCAGUUAAGAUGUGCUCAUUGUACAGGAGUUGUUUUAAAAAUAGUUCCUUUGAUCUGAGUGAGAAAUUCCAUGUGAACCUAAUUUGACAUGAAAAGACCAGAUUAAAAUCAUUCAGUUAAUA